AUGAACGCCAUUACUCAAGCUAUUUUGAAACAGUCGAAGUUGGAGGUGGAGCAUAUCAAAAUCACAAAGGCAACGAAAGACACUUUUCUCAUGUCUAUAAAGUCCAAACUCACCAAAAUUGGAAUAACCACGGCUCACAUGUCCGAAAUGACAGUCGACAUGGUCGGACCAGGCGGCGUGUUUGGACGUCUCGACAUUCCACCUGCCAAGAUUGGCCGUACGGGAGCUGAUAUUAUUAUUGCCGACCAAGUCGUCCAGAUUCUAGACAUGAAUGCUUUCAAGGCAUUUGUAACGUCUAUUAUGCAGGAUGAUGAAUUAGUCCUCCGCCUUGACAAUGGACAUUGCACUAUUAAGGCACUGGGUCGAACUGCGAGCAUUGUCUACGCCAAAGACAUACCUCUCAAAGGACUAAAGAGCCUGAAGGUGAAUGUCAUACAAACGGAGCCUGAAGAUGGUGGAUACAAGAACACGAUGCUCAUGGUUAAUUCAUCCCCGUUUGAGAUUGACCUCGGUACAGUGCAGUAUGAGGUUCUGGGCGAAGAUGGGGCGGUAAUAGCCAAACAGAAAGGGUCGAGCUAUAUCAGUCGCGGGGAGUCAAAAGCGAGUGUGACAGGGCCCAUCACAGGCAAGACGUCCAAGAGCCAAGUUCGGUUUAUUGGUGUGGAUGUGGACGAGGACAAUUGGUACAAGGAGAUCAUCAAGGCGGUUGAUAUCACGGUUGGAAUACCACGCCAGUCGACUGCCUGGCGUACUAGUUGA
Messenger RNA from Pochonia chlamydosporia 170, 759 nucleotides. RefSeq lists its product as hypothetical. The transcript has 2 exons. Lineage: Eukaryota; Fungi; Ascomycota; Sordariomycetes; Hypocreales; Clavicipitaceae. The record is from RefSeq and is a predicted model, not a curated record. The coding region runs from base 1 to 759 and encodes 252 amino acids.